Molecule: messenger RNA, 5292 nt
Organism: Colius striatus (speckled mousebird)
Lineage: Eukaryota; Metazoa; Chordata; Aves; Coliiformes; Coliidae
Gene: RABL3
Product: RAB, member of RAS oncogene family like 3
Exons: 8
Coding region: 39-749 (236 amino acids)
Biological process (GO): intracellular protein transport
Cellular component (GO): endomembrane system
Molecular function (GO): GTPase activity
Source: RefSeq, a predicted model, not a curated record
GGAGGUUUCCGAAGUUGUUGCUAGGUAGAGUGAGUAAGAUGGCGGCUCUAGACAGGGUCAAGGUGCUGGUGUUGGGCGACUCCGGUGUCGGGAAAUCUUCGCUUGUUCACCUCUUAUGUCAAAACCAAGUGUUGGGAAACCCGUCCUGGACAGUGGGCUGCUCGGUGGAUGUUCGAAUCCAUGACUACAAAGAAGGGACUCCAGAAGAGAAGACCUACUACAUUGAGCUGUGGGAUGUUGGAGGUUCAGUGGGUAGUGCCACUAGUGUGAAGAGCACACGAGCAGUAUUUUAUAACCUGCUGAAUGGGAUAAUUUUAGUGCAUGACUUAACCAACAAGAAAUCAUCUCAGAAUUUGUAUCGCUGGUCUUUGGAAGCGCUCAACAGAGAUGUUGCUCCAACAGGAGUUCUCGUGACAAAUGGUGACUAUGACCGCGAACAGUUUGCUGAUAACCAGAUCCCACUGCUGGUGAUAGGAACUAAGCUGGAUCAGAUUCCAGAAGCUAAACGAAAUGAAGUUUUGACCAGAACGGCUUUCUUGGCUGAGGAUUUCAAUGCUGAAGAAAUAAAUUUGGAUUGCACCAAUCCUCGUUACCUUGCUGCAGGGUCAUCCAAUGCUGUCAAACUAAGCAGAUUUUUUGAUAAGGUCAUAGAGAAGAGAUACUUCUUAAGAGAUGGCAAUCAGAUUCCUAGCUUCUCUGAAAGGAAAAGGUUUGGAGGAGGAGCACUGAAGAACCUUCACUAUGACUGAACACCGAAGAAGUGGAAGAUGACUUCUCUGAGUUUUUCAUGACAUUCCCAUUCUGACUAGGUGCUUAAAAACUGCAAUGCUUUUAUCAAGCAGAGUAAAAUGAUAUUACAGCCAGGUAGACUGCUGAAGCUAUUUCUACUUGAAAACACUUUGGGAAGAACUUCCAAGAAUCUGAUCUGAAGUCUAAAGUGUUUCUGCGAAUUUCUAGCCAUCUGGAUAUAUGGGAAGAUCUGGGGAAAGUGUGCAAUCAGCUGGAUGCCUCUCACACCACUGUGAGAAUCUUUAUCAAAGCAGCACAUAUAUGUGACAUCUUUUUCUCCAUUUUGGAAAACUUAUGGACAGUCUUUGUGAUUAAUUACAUUCAUCUUGCAUCUAAAGGAAAGAUGGCACUUAAAUGGGCUUCUCAUUUUCAGUGAAGUAAGCAAAACAAGUGAGCAAAUUGUAAGGAUGGGUAAGAAACGGUCUGGAGAGUAAUAAAGGCCUCUGUUAAAUGAAUGGUGUUGUCUCACCUGGAACACACUGUCCAGCCCUAUUGAAAAGAGAUAAAAGAAGUAUGCACGAGAUGAAAAAAGAUUUUGAAGCCUUAAAGAGAAAAUAAUGUGUAGAAAACGAUUGUUAAUUCUGCUGCUUAAAUUAAAAUUAUUUACUUUGGAGAGGACAAAAUUAAUCAGGUACUCCUGUUUAUCUUUUUAAUAACUGAGCGUGGUCUAGUUCUUAAUAUUGAAUUAAAAGGCAGUGCACUGAAAGCUGAUGGAAAAAAUAUGUUCUCCUGCAACGCUUGUUUGGAAAAAAUGUGAUGUGGUCUUACCGAGCCAGAGGGCUUAGCAGAUUCAGGAAAUACAGACAUCUAAGAACAUACUCUGAAUUGGAAUGGAAAUUUAAAAGGGAUGUAAAGCCCAGUAAAAAAGUAGAAACCAGGCAUGAUUAGAAGGAAAGUUCUGUGACUGGGAUGUUUCCUUUUCAUAUUUAGAACUAAGGAUAAAGGAGACUUGACCUGGUGAUCUGAUUCACUGUGCAAGCUGUUGUCUUCCUAAGUAGCUCAACCUUUACACAGAUUCUCACCUCCGCGGAAUUAUAUUGAGUGGUGAAAGCCUGAUAUGUGGCAGUUUCUUCUUUCCUCUCUUUCCUUGCAGUUACCUCUAAUGGUUAAACCUCUGGCAAAGGCUAACCACAAGCCAGAGUUAGAUAUAAAUACAGAUUAAUAAUAAAUGGGGAUAGAAGAAAGUAAAAUGCUGGUGUGAAAUUGACAGCAAGCAGAGUUCUGCAGUCUCCAGAUUACAUCUGCCUGCAGCUCUUCUCUAGCAGCUGCUUGGAAAUAAAUGGAAAACUGCCUAUCGUCACUAAUAAGGCACAAAAAUGACAGCCAGGUGCACCAGGCAAACUUAUUAAAAAUAUGGAUACUUUGCUUUUCCUUAGGCCAUUUCCAGAAAGGUCUGGGAGCAUUUGCAAACAUGAGUGCAGUAAGUUUUGAGAUGCCUGUAUGAAAUAGGUUAUUAGUUUGCAUUUUGUUUAUGACUUAGGGAAAACAAAGUACCAAAGUAUUCAUGGCAGCUAAACCAUGGCUGAGCUACGCAGCUCAUGACAGCACCAAUGUCUCUCUCUGCUUCUUUGACAAUGAAAGCUGGCAUUAUUUUCUCAGGGUCAGAGACUGUCUUAGGAUAACCAGAUCUGCGCUCCCUCAGGCCACUAAGGAACUGCAGAGCAGAACAAGCAAGAUAAGGCCAUUUCUUCCUUCACCCCAUGGCUUCUUUAGAAGUGGAAGUGUUGCAGAGUAAGGGAGGCUGUUUAGUUUAAGAAGCUGCAUUAAGAAAUAGUGGCACAAGUCUUCCAUUUGGAGAAAGCAACUUUCCAAAGUAGCCUUCUUCAAUUACUCAAAAAAGGAACAUUGCUCAGUGUUCUGUAGGGUGACCUAAUUGCAGCUUGUCUAUAUUCGUGUGUUUCACUCCUCCGGCUCCCCAAAGAAGAAGUGGAUUCUUUGUAUUGGAAAUCUUGUGAAGCACAGUUUGUGCUCCAGAAAGAGGAGGGAAUGCAAAAGUCCUGUGUAUUGGUGUGACUGAAGGUUAUGGCAAUCAGGGAUUCAGGAGCAAAUUACAAAGAGAUACUGUUGCAGUAGGAGGGAGAGAAGAUAAAGGGAAUAGUUCUGAGGAAAAGUAGAGCAUGUGGGCAGGUGGUAGAAGGUUAGCAGAUUGAGAUAGAAGUGUGAUUGAGACUGUGGCUCAUGCUCGAGGCUCAGCUAAGUCUGUCUGGGCUCAGUCAUCCAGCUGUGAGCUGUAAAACUCCUCCUGGGAUAUCUCCGUCCACUCUUGAACUGACCUAUCUGCAAGUUGAAGAAGGCUUCCCUGGAGGCAUGGUUCUGAUGUAUCUGUUUAUCAAAUUGCAGUGUUUUCAGUAAAUUGGUAAUUAAAGAGUUCACCCUUUUUUACGUUAGUGUGGACGUUUAACUUGAAGAAAAUAAGGACCGUAAUUCCAGACUGUGUGGUCACAAUAUUUGCUCUGAUAUCACCACCCUUAACUCUGUCUUGCCAUAAGCAAAUCAUUUAACUUCAAUAGUUAGUUUUAAUGCACUGAAAUCCUUUAGAUAGCUGCCAUUUGGUUCUCACUCUUUAGAGUGAAGGCUAAAUUUCUGUGCUGUCUCCAUUGAUAGCUCUGAAGAAUUACUACAGGCCCAUCUCACCAUGAUUACAGAGUUUUAGCAUUUGUGAUCCCAGUUUAGAAUAGAUUGCUUUGUAAAACACCUAUGUGUUUCUUUGAAUGUAUUUUUAUCCACUUCUCAUACUUCAUCAGGCCUGAAUUAAGGGUAGUAGCACAUUCAAGUUAUGGUUAUAUAUAAUCUGGAAAUUUCAUGGGUUUCCUAUGCUUGGGGUUCAGAUAAUGGCACUACCCCUGUAUUACGGGGUUUACAUUUACGUGAUUGACACACGCUGCAGGUCUCUAGGAAUAGCUCCAUAGGAAUUUUGUUUAGAGUGAUAGCUUCUGUUUCCCUAAAUGUAAGGCAGAGGCAGAAUGGACUGAUAGUUAUAAAUUAUCAUGAGAGCCAUGGGAAUUGGCAGGCCUGCUGACUAGGUAUAGUGUGGAGUUAGAUGUAUCUUUCUCUUUUUAAUUGGAAGUAGCAGCUCCAUGCACAAGUGCCACCAGUUUAGCUUUUUUCUUGUACCAACAGGAUUGCAUGCACCUUGCAGCAAUCUUUAGCAAAGGUUCCACAGGCAUUAAGCAUGUGAAACCUCUCCAGCAGUGGGGUUUCGUGCGCAACCUUAAUGCAAAUUUUCAUUAUUGAUGAUGAUAAUAUUUGCAGAGGUGGCUACAGUAUGCUCCAUUUGUCACAAAUGAGAUCUGAACUACUGUGUCGUAGCCUGCAGUCAAUAGAUUUUUUUUGGUGAGGUAUAGUGAAGUCAGGGCUCGAAUCCUCAUUUUUCAGUUGAUGAGGAGGUGACAGACUUCACUGAUGGAAAAUCUGCUUCUGCUUUUCAGCAAAGGGCACUUAAUUUUUUCUUUCUUUUGUUAGUCAGCCCUUCCCAUUAGAAAUCAUGUUCCUGUCUCACUUUCCUUACAGGGAUGCCGGUUAUUUUGAUUCCUUUAUAGGGCUGAGCAGGUCCGUGGCUUGGUGUACUAGUUUUCUUCGACAAAAAGCCAUUAUCAUUAUUGAUGAACCUGUCACUGGCUGGCAAGUUACCAGGAAGUGCUCAGAGGUAAGGCUUUCCUUGGGGCCUGCUUUGCUGCAGCACUAUGCCUUAGGUCCUCCUCACACAGCCACUGUUUUUAGGAAAAGCAUCACGUAGGUGUCAGGUAGAAGAGGGGAAAGAGAAUAAAAUCAGCCCCAAUCCACUUCAAUUUCAAUUGUCUAAUCAACAGCAAUCCUCUCCUCCCUAGUGAGGGCCUGACAUACAGCCAAAAGUAUUGUUCUUAGUGUUAGUCACUUGUGCUGCUGUGGGUUUAUUCUGACAUCUGAUCAGUAACUGUGGAAAAUAUGUUUCUUUAUGGUAGAUGAGAACUCAAGGAAAAGGUUAAGAGUCUUGAUCGCUAACCAUGCAUGUAUGAGCAGUGUCAGGGCUUUCUGGCUGCUGAGGCAAAGCUUCAACAAACCGUGAUUCUCAGGAAUCGUGUCUGAAUGGAUCUGGAAAUUAGAUGCACUUCUCUAACAGAAAGGGAUGAUGCCCCACAUGGUUAAUGGGAAAAGAAGCAGAUUUGUCAAUGGGGUUUUUCAGGGUAGAAUAAGUAGCUUUCUGAAAGACAUGCUUUAGCACAGCUUUGAGGAAAAGUCCCCCAGCAUGUUUGUAAGGAGGUUGGUUUAGAUGGUCAGAGCUAUCUGUGGCAGCAAAGAGACUGUGAAAUCUAGCUUUGGCAGUUCAGCUCCUUACCCAGUCUCUGCUGUAAAUACUGUUAAGUACAGAAAUGUGUUUUCUUUUUCCUCAUUUGUCAUUAUAUCCCGGAGAUGGAGCUUGUUGUGCCCUUGGGUUUAUCAAUGUACAGAAACUCUGGUUCCAUACCUGCUGAAAUUGCACAUGGAAAUUCCUUCUUAGCAUGCCGCCAUGGACUUCUCUCAAAA